Dendroctonus ponderosae (mountain pine beetle) is the source of this 2601-nucleotide messenger RNA. RefSeq names its product vesicular acetylcholine transporter (gene VAChT). NCBI's taxonomy places the organism in Eukaryota, Metazoa, Arthropoda, Insecta, Coleoptera, Curculionidae. Gene Ontology annotation, molecular function: xenobiotic transmembrane transporter activity; acetylcholine transmembrane transporter activity. Bases 471 to 2207 code for a protein of 578 amino acids. Gene Ontology annotation, cellular component: AP-2 adaptor complex; terminal bouton; membrane. The transcript is spliced from 5 exons. The record is from RefSeq and is a predicted model, not a curated record. Gene Ontology annotation, biological process: chemical synaptic transmission; xenobiotic transport; transmembrane transport.
UGGAGGACGCCGCGUCGCGUCACAAACACCGACCGACACCAUCAAAGUGUACCUGGGGGUCGUAAUCGUGGCUUUGAACGGGGAAAAGUCCGCAGGGGGGCCUACGCAAGGGUCCUUCCACUUCUUUAGCGGACGAGGGGUCAGUGUUACCAACAUUCGCGGGUUUUUUACCAGCAGAAUUGGAUCUACAAUACCUGAUUCGGGUUAAGGAAGACAAGGCACUGUGCUGAAACCCCAACAACCCCCAACGACAACAGCGCCCCUUAAGACAAGAGCUGGAGGGCUACCUCGAAAGACGACCGAGCAAGUGAAGAGUUUGGAAAAAUCGCGAUAUCGGUAGUGAGAGCAAGUGUCUUAUUGAACUCAUGUAUAAGGUUUACAACAGCAGUCUUCAGUGACGAGAAAUUAUGUGCUCUAUAACUUAGUGUCUCCUGAAUUAGUAAUUUGAAGUAGUUCUCAAACGAAGCAAGAUGGCUCCGAUACCAAUAAUAAACCUUGAGUUCUCCGAACUCAAGGAGAUUAUUUGGACGAAGCUACAAGAGCCAAAGGCUCAAAGAAAGCUGGUGUUAGUGAUAGUGUCGAUUGCGUUACUGUUGGACAACAUGCUUUAUAUGGUUAUAGUACCGAUUAUUCCCGAUUAUCUUAGAUACAUCGGUGCAUAUGAAGAAGAUCCCAUUCCGGGAAACGUAACCCUGCCCCCCGGGACUCCUUUCAAACACAAUCACCAUGGCCAAGACUCAGCUACCGGCAUCCUCUUCGCUUCCAAAGCAAUAGUCCAAUUAAUGAUAAACCCGUUCUCUGGAGCACUGAUCGACCGCAUCGGAUACGACAUUCCAAUGAUGAUAGGAUUAUGCAUUAUGUUCCUAUCAACGGCAGUUUUCGCCUGCGGAAGGAGCUACAGUCUCCUCUUCUUCGCCAGAAGUCUACAAGGAGUCGGUUCGGCAUUCGCAGACACCUCAGGACUAGCAAUGAUCGCCGAUCGUUUCACAGAAGAAAACGAACGUUCGAAGGCACUGGGCAUCGCUUUGGCGUUUAUCAGCUUCGGUUGCUUGGUAGCACCACCAUUCGGAGGCGCUCUCUAUCAAUUCGCCGGCAAAGAAAUGCCCUUUCUCAUCCUUGCGUUUGUUUCCCUCCUCGACGGGUUUAUGCUGCUCAUUGUCAUGAAACCGAUAAAAGAGCAACUGAAAGAAGCGGCAGUGGUAAAGCCACCGUCGGUGCCCAUUUGGAAACUGUUUAUGGAUCCGUAUAUUGCUGUAUGUUCGGGAGCGCUGAUGAUGGCCAAUGUUGCACUGGCAUUUUUGGAACCGACAAUUUCCAUGUGGAUGGAAGACAAUCUCACUACGGACAACUGGAAAAUCGGAAUGGUUUGGUUGCCUGCUUUUAUACCGCACGUCAUUGGCGUGGUGAUAACGGUGAAAAUAGCGAAAAAAUACCCGCACUACCAGUGGCUAAUGGCCGCCGUAGGUCUGGCCUUGGAAGGUCUUUGUUGCUUCAUAAUACCAUUUUCAACCAGCUAUGUAAUGCUGAUGAUUCCGCUUUGCGGAAUAUGUUUCGGGGUUGCUUUAAUCGACACGGCCAUUCUGCCCACGCUAGGAUACCUUGUAGACGUUCGAUACGUCUCAGUAUACGGAAGCAUCUAUGCGAUAGCAGACAUAUCAUACUCAGUAGCUUACGCUAUAGGGCCGAUCAUAGCAGGCGGAGUGGUCGAAGCCAUCGGAUUUACCGCAUUAAACAUAGGCAUAGCCCUAACAAAUCUCGCUUACGUGCCAGUACUUUCCUAUCUAAAACACAUCUACGACUUCAAACCAUUCGAGAAUGAAGCCAAUAUAUUGAUGUCAGAUCCACCGAACAAAGAAUACCAAACCUAUUCGCUGCAAGAGCACAAAACGGUUGACGAAGAUGUUCAAAACCAUCUGAACUACAAGCAGCAAGAGACCAAUUUUAACAGCUUCGAACCGAAUUAUGAAACACAAACAUAUCAGAGCGGUUAUCAGCCGCAAGGCAAUCAAAACUUCCAGCAGCCAGUAGCCGCAUUUGCGGAUCAGAACCAGUCCUAUCAAAACCAAACAUACCAAGGACCUCAAGUACCCACAAGACCUCAAACCCAAGGUCGGGUAUUACCACAGCAACCCGUAGCCAAUCCCUUUCGACAACCAGCACCAGCACCUUUGUCCACGGGGGGCAAUCCUUUCAGGCAAGGUUUGUAAAUCCCAUUGGAGGUAUGUACGUACUUGUAGCCUUAGGUUAUCAUUUGUAUAAACUGCUUCGUCAGUUUAAAGUUGGGAAGCGGAUAGCACAGAAAAAUUGUGGAGAUUCGAAGAUAUAUUUAGUACGGUAAUUUUAGUCGUUAUUUGUGAUCAACGCGUUUAACAAAGAAGAUGUUUACAUUGUUUAAUGUUUUGCCUGAGGACAACCAAUGGGAAAAUGGAAUUCAACUUUUGGGUACAUAAAUAAUUUUAAGCGGAUCGCGUUUAAAAAUUACUUUGAACAUCAGAUUAAAGAGAUGCAUUUCUCAUGCGUAACGGUAGCUAAUAAUGUAAUUUGAAUUAAAUUGUAUAUACUUUCCUGACUGUUUCAAUUCCAAAUCAAAUUCAUUCCUGG